This is a messenger RNA of Sturnus vulgaris (Common starling), 1775 nucleotides long. RefSeq names its product alanine--glyoxylate aminotransferase (gene AGXT). Gene Ontology annotation, cellular component: peroxisome. The record is from RefSeq and is a predicted model, not a curated record. Lineage: Eukaryota; Metazoa; Chordata; Aves; Passeriformes; Sturnidae. Gene Ontology annotation, molecular function: L-serine:pyruvate transaminase activity; L-alanine:glyoxylate transaminase activity.
CUCUGCAAUGCUGGCAGCUGCUCAGGCAGCCUCCACUGCUUCUCUUCUCAGGGCUCAGCUCCUGGGGACAGCACGUCGUGCCAUGGCCACCAGUCUGCUCCGUGUUGCCCCGCCGGAGGAGCUGCUGCGGCCCCUGGCCGUGCCGGAGAGGCUGCUGCUCGGGCCAGGGCCCAGCAAUGUGCCCCCCCGCAUCCAGGCUGCGGGAGGGCGGCAGCUCCUGGGCCACAUGCACCCUGAAGUGCUGCAGGUGAUGGAUGAGAUCAAGGCGGGCAUUCAGUACGCCUUCCAGACACGGAACCGGCUGACCCUGGCCAUCAGUGGCAGUGGCCACUGUGCCAUGGAGGCUGCCCUCUUCAACCUGCUCGAGCAAGGGGACCCCGUGCUGGUGGCCAUCAAUGGCAUCUGGGGACAACGUGCUGCCGACAUUGCCAGGAGGCUAGGAGCGAAUGUCUAUGAGCUGCUGAAGCCCCCGGGCAAGUACUUCACUCCACAAGACAUUGAGCAGGGCCUGGUGCAGCACAAACCUUUGGUGCUUUUCAUCACGCACGGCGAGUCCUCCACGGGGGUGCUGCAGCCACUGGAGGGGCUGGGCAGGCUGUGCCACCGGCAUGGCUGCCUGCUGCUUGUGGACGCAGUGGCAUCGCUUGGGGGAGCCCCCAUCUUCAUGGACCACCAAGAGAUCGAUGUCCUGUACUCGGGGUCCCAGAAAGUCCUCAAUGCACCCCCUGGCAGUGCCCCCAUCUCAUUCAGUGAGCGAGCCAGGGAGAAGCUGCUGAGGAGGAAGACGAAGCCUCCAUCCUUCUAUCUGGACAUGGGCUGGUUGGCAAACUACUGGGGCUGUGACGGGGAGCCGCGGAGGUACCACCACACUGCACCCAUCAACAGCUUCUUCAGCCUGCGGGAAGGCUUGGCCAUGCUGGCAGAGCUGGGUCUGGAGAGCUCGUGGGAGCGACACCGGGCCAACUGCAGCCAGCUGUGCCAGGGGCUGCUCGACAUGGGGCUGCAGCUCUUUGUUGAGGAGGAGAAGGCCAGGCUUCCCACCAUCACCACUGUCAGGGUGCCUGAGGGCUAUGACUGGAAGGACAUCACAGCCUUUCUGAUGGACAAGCAUGGCAUGGAGAUCGCUGGGGGCCUGGGCCCCACGGUGGGCAAGGUCCUGCGCAUUGGCCUCAUGGGCUGCAACUCAACCAGUGGCAACGUGGACCGAGUACUUGGAGCCCUGCAAGAUGCCCUGAAGCGCUGCCACCGCAGCAGGCUGUGAGCUCCCCUGGCUGGGGGGAGGCUGGGGGAGGUGGCCUGGCACUGCCUCGAUUGCCUGGCUGCUGGCAGAAGAGGAUCUCCACUGCCUCCCUGGGAUGCUGGCAGCAGCCACGGCAACACCCAGCAAGCCAAGGCACAGUGGAAAGAAGCUGGGAUAGCAGGGGACAUGGAGGAGAGGGCUGUGCUCAGCAGAUGUGAGACAUGGCUCAGAACCACUUCUCCCAUGGCCCCCCAGCUCUUUCCCUUCCCCUGGCCCCAGGGCAUGGUGACCCUCAGCAAACUGACAGAGGGCUGAGUGCAGGAUCUGACCAUAGGUCCCUUCCCCUCCCAUCACCAACAACCUCUGCUUUCCCUACCCUGUAGUGCAGAAUGCCAGCCAUCCCCCUCCAGAUCCUGCACCAUGAAGCACCCAGGUCCAGCAGGGCGGCCAAGAGGCUGUGUGUGCCCCCAGCUGCAGCAGAUGUGCUCUCUCCCCCAUACCACCCUUCCUCAAUAAAAUGACACAGCAGCACGCU